UAUACUAGGCUACUUCUGCUUCACCCUUGUUUAGCUGUAUAAUUAAGCGAUACGUUUGCUUCAAACCAAGAGACUCGUUAAUGUGGAAAACUAGAUGGAUUUGUAUGGAAGCUGGAAAUGUCUUUUAAAAGAGCGUUGUCCGGCUGUUUCCAAUAAGUUGCUCACCUUGUUGACUUCCAGGAGUGACAGUCCCAUCUGUGUUUGACAGGACACACUCUUCACCUGGACGAGCUACAGGGCUGUUUGGUUUUGACGCUUUUUUACCUUUACAUCUUUUAAAAUGUGGCUCAUGGUCGUUUCUGCCCCGCUGCUUCCUGCCCUCAUCAUGGUCUCCAGUCAUUAUCGUGUCAAAGUUGCCUCACUGUGCCAUCGAGCUCUGGCCUGGGCGCUGCGGCUGGUGCGAGGGAGAGUGUGUGUAAGGAGCACCCACAACUUUGUCUUCUCCAAAUGCACCCAUGGUAAAGCUGACAGCGUCCUGGAGACCUUUGACCUUUACGCAGACACACACCCCUCCCUCUGCAUCGGCCCUCAGACCGGUGACGCACUGGAUGAGGUGGUGAGGCGUGUCUGUCCCUCCCGGGUGUUGGAGCUGGGAAUGCACUGUGGCUACAGCUCUGUCCGCCUGCUGCGUCUGCUGCCCCCUGCUGGCAGACUGAUCACAGUGGAGCUGGACCCACUCACAGCAGAGCUCGGGGAGGAAGUCAUCAUGGUGGCUGGAUUCAAACAUUCACAGUUCCAGGUGUUGACAUCCAGCUCAGCUGAGGCCAUCCCAACUUUGCGUUCAUUUCUUGACCUUAUUCAAGGGACCAGUGAUGGGCUAAAUCUGGUGUUGAUGGACCAUGACCCCCAGCAGUACCUCCCAGAUCUGCUGGCUCUGGAGAGAGAGCAUCUCCUCUGUCCUUCCGGCUGCUCCAUCCUUCUGAUCUACAGGAACCAAAGAGAUCUCAGAGAUAUCCUGGGUCACAUCAGAGUGAGGCCUGACUGCUACUACAUCAAGUCAGAGCUUCAGUUUAUGAUGGAGAUCUUCUACCAAAGAGAAAGUUCAGUUACAUUAUAAUACAAUCUAAAGGUGUGAGUGUGUGCUUUUAGUUUGUGUGGAUUAUACCAGCAAAUGGUGCUAAAUAUUUUUUCAUCUCUAGUAUUAUUUAUGGGUCAAAGAAUUUGAGGAUAAUAAAGAAUUAAGUAUUUUCUACAAUUUGUCAAAUUGUGCUGUUGUUUUCCUUGGAUGACUUGAUAAACUAAACUAAAAUAGUAUUAUUAAUAUAAAUGAUGGUGUUCCUGGAGAUAAAUAAUUAACAGCAGAAAAGUAAAGUAUAAUAUUAUAAUUAUAUAAUUAUAUGCAGAU
Molecule: messenger RNA, 1345 nt
Organism: Centropristis striata (black sea bass)
Lineage: Eukaryota; Metazoa; Chordata; Actinopteri; Perciformes; Serranidae
Product: catechol O-methyltransferase-like
Exons: 5
Coding region: 281-1057 (258 amino acids)
Biological process (GO): developmental process; dopamine metabolic process; catecholamine catabolic process
Molecular function (GO): catechol O-methyltransferase activity
Source: RefSeq, a predicted model, not a curated record